Messenger RNA from Hydractinia symbiolongicarpus, 6357 nucleotides. RefSeq lists its product as uncharacterized. Lineage: Eukaryota; Metazoa; Cnidaria; Hydrozoa; Anthoathecata; Hydractiniidae. Bases 625 to 1521 code for a protein of 298 amino acids. The record is from RefSeq and is a predicted model, not a curated record. The transcript is spliced from 2 exons.
AGGCCGAUAAGUAAUAAUAAGAUAAUAAUAAGUAAUAAUAAUAAUAAGUAAUAAUAAGUAAUAAUAAGAUAAGUAAUAAGUAAGAAUACUAGUUAAGGUUGGUAAGGACGUUUUUCCGCUAACGGUUAAUUGGAAAUGUGAAACAAAGCAGUAAAUGUGAAGUUUUUGUUCGUGACUAAACGUAUUAAGCAGAUUAACUUUGCCGCGAAAUUACUGGUACUUGUUAUGGCCACUUUAAAUCGACCGCUAGUGAAUAACGAAUCGAAUCGAAAUUCAAACGCAAAUGGCAGUUCCGCGCAACCAAUUCAAUUUGCGACAUCUUCUACAUCAUUCAGAUGCAACUCCUGUAAUACGAGAACUUUUACCACAUAUAAAGGUUUGAAUAUUCAUCUUAGAACAUGUUUACGAAAAACAAAUGAAGCGACAAUUACAACCUCUUCAAGCCAACCAGCUGCCGAACGAAUUAUUCCAACAACUGUAGUAAAUGAAAAUUUUUAUUGGAAGAACAUUCCAGGGUCAAAAUUUACGCAUGAUUUAGACUAUACAUAUGAAAGAAUAGUUUAUUGGAAAUAGAAUUUGUUUUUACUACCUUCUGGUGCGGCUGGAAAAUCGUUUAUUCGAGAAAUGACACGUCUUAUAAAUCUUUGGAUCGCCGAUUCGCCGAUGAAACCUAUUUCGUUAAAAGCACUUCAUGUAAUGCCUUCACUGUUGUUACAAAAACCCAGCAAGAAGUCGAAAUCAAAAGACCAUACAAAAGCUUUAGAACGGCGCUUGACACUAUGGGAGAAUGGCGAAUUGUUAAAACUUUUUGAUGAAGCUGUCGCUAUUCAGGAAAGACUUCAACCACCAAAUCCGAAAAGUGAUAUUUCAUCUAUUUCGAAAAAGUUUCGAUUGUUCAUGCAGAAGGGAAAUAUCAACAGUGCUUUGCGAUUAUUAACUGACAACAUGACGCAAGGUAUCCUUCCACUUAACGACGAGACAUUAUUAUUAUUGGAACAAAAACAUCCAGAUCAGGGGAAUCUUAGCGAAGAUACGUUAAUAGAUCAACCGUCACAGCGAAUCCAUGAUAUUGUUUUUGAUAUCAUUGAUGAAGACAUGGUAUUGAAAGCUGCCACGUAUACCAAAGGUGGUUCUGGUCCGUCAGGUUUGGAUGCUGACGGAUGGAGACGUAUACUUUGCUCUUCCACAUUUGGUACAACCAAUACUGAUCUACGUAAAGCCAUAGCCGAGUUAACGAAGAAGCUGUGUAUUGAAUCUAUUCCAGAAUCUGAUAGAUCUCCGCUUGAAGCUUUUGAUGCUUGCCAUUUAAUACCGUUAAACAAAAAUCCUGGUUUACGACCAAUUGGUGUUGGUGGAGUGCUUCGUAGAAUAGUUGGGAAGAUUGUGAUAAACAUAUCUAAAAAUGACGUAAAGCAGCAGGUUCGUUACAAGUUUGUGCUGGUCAAAAUGCUGGUGUUGAAGCAGCCGUCUAUGCGAUGCAUGACAUUUUCGACAACGAUGAUACUGAGGCUGUUCUUCUAAUCAAUGCUGCGUGUGAUUUAAGGGUGGUUGAAUUAGAAGACAAGUUAAGUCUACGUCCAAAAAGCAUAUGGAUUGGAGACAAACAACUCUUAAACUCGAUUUGAAAUAUAAGUUUGCGUAUCACGUAAAACAAAAUUACUACCAUUGUCUGCGAUGAUAUGAUCUGGACAACCACGUCUCCAAAUGAAUCUUCGAAAGCUACUAAUAAAUGAUGACGAAUCGGGCCUAGGAACUAGAUCUAACACCAAAGCUCUGCUCGAUGCGCAGGUGUACCAGGUUAACCACAUUUUAUUCAUAACUGGUCUUUCAUUGGCAUUGUUGUAAAUGUUUUUAACGUACAGAGGUCCAAAAUUGUCUAUUCCUACUGCGGCGAAAGCUCUAGCGACACUGAGUCUGUACCCUGAUAAUGGUGGGGGAAUCUCAGGGUAACGAAAAGGUUGUGAUUUCAAACGCUUAUAUACAUAAAACACACUGAUGUAACAAAAUUCGCACUAAACUACGAGAACUUUUGGUCCAAUAACUCUGUCGGAAUUCGGUAAGUGUUUGUUUUUGAGAGAUGUGUUUUAGCUUACAGUGAAUAUCCAUGAUAAUUAGCUUAGUUAACGAGUGAUCUCGGUCAAUCAGUAUAGGCGAUAUCGUUUCAACGGGUAACGGUGCGUUUACAAGUCGACCCCUGCAACGUAAUAAACCUUUUUCUUCAAUAAAAAACAUAACAUCUUUUUCUGUGUUAUCAUUUGCCAACUUGAACUUCUCCUUGUUGGCUUUAAUAAGAGCUCCUCCGCAGAGACUAUUUCACAAGAUCGUAGAAUUUGCUCCAAAAUUCAGUCUUCUUUUUUUCUUUUAAUGUUUUUAAUGAACCUUAACAUCCAUGCGGUAAUUCUUACCAAUCGUGUGAAUUUGGAAUACUUAUCACAAUUGAUUACAUUGUUGAUACUAAUUAUGUCGGUAUAAUUAUGCAACACUACUUGUUUACUUCUUUUCAGCUCAUUUGAAUGCUCAAGUGAUAAAUCAUGAUCUUUUAUCUGUGGCAGCUGGUAUUCUUUCGCGCACAAAAACGUUGGCCCCUCCCACCAAAGAUUGCUUUCGGCCAAAUUUAAAGUGGUGAUUCCCCAUCGAGUGAGAAGAUCUGCUGGAUUUUUUUCAGCAUUAAUAUAAUUCCAGUUCCCAGCGUCACUGUUAUUUCUAAUCUCUUUCAAACGAUUUUCAACAAACGGUACAAACUCCUUUGAUGUCGCCUUUAUCCAUGAGAGAGUGAUAGUUGAAUCAGUCCAAAAACAAAUUUCCUAGUAAUUCCAAACGCGGCAUAGUAACUGAUUUUAACGGUGCUACCCUCGAUUUAGAAAUUAGUAACUUAACAGUAAUUUUCCCAGAUCUCCAUUCAGACCUAACGUAAACACAAGCUCCAUAUCCCUGCUGACUGGCAUCACUAAAUCCUUGCAUUUCCUUGUUCACAACUUCAUCAUCCUCGUCACUAUGCUCAAUCCUACGACCAACCUCAACAACUCCCAAACUCUCCAUCUCCUUUAAGAUGCUCUCCCAACUCGCCUUCAAUCCAAUGUCAACAUCAUCAUCCCAUUCAUCAUUCUCGGCUUAACGUUCGUUUUCCAUGCUAGCAUGGGUUGGACGGGGUAUAUUAAUGACCCUCUUCCAAUCUGAUCUAGACUGUUAGAUCUAAACUCAACUUCCUCUGUAUCAAGUCUGUCCUUAUAACCUCCUGCCAAGUCUUUCUCGGUCUGCCUCUAGGCUUUGCCCCAGGAACUAUCAAGUCUCUACAUUUUCUUACCCAAUUAUCCUCCUCCAUUCUUUCCAAGUGCCCCAGCCAAUUCAAUCUUCUUAUCUGGAUAACAUCUUUAAUUCUACAGAGACUUAGCCUGCUUCUUAGCUUAUCUGAACUCUUUCUGUCUCUCAGACUGGCGUUACACAUCCACCUAACCAUUCUCAUAUCAUUCCUUUCUAAACUGUCAAGAUCUUCCUGCUUCACUGCCCAUGUCUCACUACCGUACAACAUAACACUUCUUACACAGGCCUUAUACAACCUACCUUUUAACUCAAUUGACAAGACUCUGCUAGUCAACAAAUGAAGUUUGGAUUCAGAUAACAAAGACGCGCCAGAAGAGGGCUCAUAUGAAUGCGAAAAAUCAAAACGUUUCUUACCCAUGUCGUUACUCAGAUCCUUUUCUGUUCUGUGUGAGUUAACGGUAGGAUUCGGUAUUUAUUAGUUCGAGGAGUUUGUCAAUAUCCCAGACCUCUUGUUUCAGAUUCCUAGAAACAGUCAAUUUAAAUUUGUGCGGCAAUCUUUCCAUAAUGAUCGGAUUGAGUAAAGAGCCAUAGUCCUUUCCUUCAAUACCCAAGGUGAAACUUCGUACAUGAGAUUCUAUAUCAUCGUAGAGUCGUCGAAAGCUGUUAAGUCGCGAUCGUUGUAAACUCUUUUCAUCUUCAAUAAUUCGUGCAUGUGUGAGUUUAUAAUUACUUGUGGAUUUCCAAAUCUGUUGGGCAAUAGCUUCAAUGCUUCCUCGUAAUUUUUAUUAGAAAGAGAUAAUCCAGAUAUACAAUUUCAAGCGUCUCCUUCUAAAUAGCACCUCAAAUAAUUAAAUUUCUCAAUGUUACUUAGUUGUGACUUAUAAUCGAGGCUUCAAAACUUUCAUAAAAACCUAACCAUUUUGUACAGUCACCAGUAAUUUCUAACUUGGUUAAUCUAAUAGUUUCUUUGUGCAAGUUGCUUCUCUCUCUUAGAACAGGCUCAAUUUCAACUGUUCUUUUACAAGUUUCCUUUAAAUUAUUCAAGUGUUUUUUAACCUUUAAUUCAAAUACAUAACAAUCAUUUAAACUGUCAAUCGCAUCAUCAUCGUUCAUAGCUAAUUCAAGUAUUUCGUUGUAAAUAUUCUUCACCUGUGUUAAUCUCUGGCUGAGUAUCGUUUCAGAUGUGAGUAAUUCUUCUCGAAAUUCUUUCCAAUUUUCUAACUUACUCUCGUUGUUGUUAAUAAUUCCACAGACACUACUUACAUGGAUGUGAGAUUCAAUUUAUCACCGUGGUGCAAAGGAAUCGAAUCGAAACAUCGAGAUAUCAUGGACGUCUCCAAUGCAACUAAAGACAACUGCAUCACAACUGUCAUGGGGGCACGCAAAACAACACAACCAGACAAAUUGCUUCUGCCUCAAGGUUUCCCUGGCAUUUCUUUUGGCUAAUGUUAUGUCAGGGUUUUAGUCCAGAGGUAGAAGCAACAAGUCUGUAGGUAGCCUCAAAUUUAAUUGGUGGGUGUGUUGGGCCUCCUUCGUCAGCCGUUUAGGCAAAUAAUGUGUUAAUACAAGUCAUUGUAGAAACAUUGUAGAAUAAAAACACCACUAAUUAACAUGUGCCUGAUGCUCAGGACAUGACGAUGCACCUGACGCUCAGGGCAUCUCUAGUGUAGUCAUUUUGUGAAUAGGAAACUUGCGCCUGACGCUCAGGGCAUGUUGAAGCCCCUGACGCUCAGGGCAUCUCUAAAACACCUGACACUCACGGUAUGGAAGAAAACACCGUAAUUAGCAUGUGCCUGACGCUCAGGACAUGUUGAUGCACCUGACGCUCAAGGUAUCUCUAGUGUAGUCAUUAUGUGAAUGGGAAACACGCGCCUAACGCUCAAUGCACGUUGAAGCCCCUGAUGCUCAGGGCAUCUCUCAUACACCUGACGCUCAGGGUAUGGAAAAAAGCACCAUAAUUAGCAUGUGCCUGAAAAAAUAUAAAAAAUAUUCCUCAAAUCUCCUCAAAUUUGUGUCAAAAAGGGUGGCAACACCAAGUAUAACUUGAGUUUCAACAAGGAAUAAAAAACAAUUUGCAAUGCAACACCAAAUAUAACUUGAGUUUCAACAAGGAAUAAAAGACAAUUUGCAAUGUUUCCAGGAGCUUACCAUUCCUGAAAGUAAAUGUCAGAAAAAGUCAGAAUACAACUACAAGACAAUUUGCUUUAUUACAUUUGACACAUUGACCUUCUCUAAAAAAGUUUGUUUUUAUCACAACUUUUCAAUUCCGAAAAGAGCAGAUGAAAAAUUAUGUAAUACAUGCAAACUCAAAGCAAAUAAAAAUAUCCUUACUGAAGAUUGUAAUGGGAUGGACAUUUUAUUCAAAAAUUAACAAGAUUAACAAAUAAAGAAUUUUCGAAUUCAGCUAUAAUUGAAAUUGUAUGAAAGUAUGCCUCUUUAAUGUGCUGAAGAAAUGCUUAUAACCAUUAUUACAGCUAAACUUGGAUAUGAUACAUGAGUAUUCAUUAUUUAAGUAUUUUCUUAAAGUUUCAAAAGUGAAGUAUGUGUAAAAAUUGAUGGUAAUAAAUGUUGUGUAAAAAAUAUCAUUAAAGUACCGCCUGAAUGUAAUGUUACAUGUAAACUUCACGUGUGGGACACGAACUCUAUUGUUUUUGACAUGCAAAAAUAGAUCAUGUAUUUAACAAUGGAUAUAUAAUAAAAACGAAAGUUCUGACGCUACCGAAAGCUUAUGUAAAGGUGAUAACUAUCGUGCACAUGUAACAUUACAUUCAGCCCUCCUUCAUGACAUGUUUGAGUGUAUCAAGGUAACAAAGUUGUAAGAUGCAGAAAAAUUAUUGGAUACGGCGUCUGAAGUUUUGAAAGUUUAUAAUCUCCUUUGGUUUGAUUUUUGUUGACAUUUUUAAGAGUUUUAGUCUUUCCCAUUGGCGAUAAUUCGAAAAUGUAGUUUUUUUAAAAAGUAAUUUUCUAAAAAUAUUUAAAGAGCUUUGGAUAUUUUGGCAAGUUUUAAAAAUGUAACAUAUUUUCUAGUGUAGUGUUUUUGGUAUGUUAUUGUGACGCUGAAUAUGUUAAACAAGUAAUACACCAUUCAAGGCUUUA